This is a messenger RNA of Hydatigera taeniaeformis, 765 nucleotides long. Lineage: Eukaryota; Metazoa; Platyhelminthes; Cestoda; Cyclophyllidea; Taeniidae. The record is from the annotation of a GenBank genome assembly.
GAGAUGCCAAAGGCUCCACUUUCCAAAGAGGAAUACUUGAAGAGAUACUUGUCUCAACCAAAGGGCAAAAAGCAGAAGUCUGAUGGAUCCGUUCACUACAUAACAGGCGAAAUGCCCGACUCGCUGGAUGCCUUUGAUGAGAAAACAAAGCUGGAGUUGAAUAUGUUUAGACCCAGUGCAGAUGAGGAGGCGAUGGGUGUCACCCAGGUUCGCAAACGUACCAAAGGCAUUCUGUCUGAUGAGGCUAUCAGUGAUCAGGCCUUAAAAGCUAGGAAAAAUGCAGAAUUGGAAGCCAAGUAUGCCCUUUGGAAUCGGGGCGUAGACUCGGUGAAGGAGCGCGAAUUAGAACUAGAGCAGGCGCGUUACGAGGCCUCGAAACCACUGGCUCGCUACGCCGAUGAUGUGGACCUUAACUCACAACAGAAAGAGGCCAUCCAUGCUGAGGACCCUAUGGGCGCAUACUUUGAGGAGAAACGCAAGCGGAAGAAAGAAAAGGAAAAGAAGGAGAAGAAAAAGAAGCAUCGAAAGCAUGGAAUCGAUGAUGGCGAAGAGGGUGCUGAGGAGACGGAAGAGGACGAGGAGGAUUCCAGACCGCGCUACAAAGGUCCUCCGGAGCCCCCGCCAAAUCGGUAUGGCAUAUGGCCCGGGUACCGGUGGGAUGGGGUGGAUCGGAGCAAUGGAUUUGAGAGGAAACUGGUUGAUGAUAUCACACGCAGAAGGGUGGAACGUGAACUUGCUUAUAAGUGGGGCGCAGAAGAUAUGUAG